This is a messenger RNA of Penaeus indicus, 1368 nucleotides long. RefSeq names its product apical junction molecule-like. NCBI's taxonomy places the organism in Eukaryota, Metazoa, Arthropoda, Malacostraca, Decapoda, Penaeidae. Bases 1 to 1368 code for a protein of 455 amino acids. The record is from RefSeq and is a predicted model, not a curated record. The transcript has a single exon.
AUGAGGGAACCAGAGAGGAGGGGCACCAGAGAGGAGGGAACCAGAGAGGAGGGAACCAGAGAGGAGGGAACCAAAGAGGAGGGAACCAGAGAGGAGGGAACCAGAGAGGAGGGCACCAGAGGGGAGGGAACCAGAGAGGAGGGCACCAGAGGGGAGGGAACCAGAGAGGAGGGCACCAGAGAGGAGGGCACCAGAGAGGAGGGAACCAGAGAGGAGGGCACCAGAGAGGAGGGAACCAGAGAGGAGGGCACCAGAGAGGAGGGAACCAGAGAGGAGGGAACCAGAGAGGAGGGAACCAAAGAGGAGGGAACCAGAGAGGAGGGAACCAGAGAGGAGGGCACCAGAGGGGAGGGAACCAGAGAGGAGGGCACCAGAGAGGAGGGCACCAGAGAGGAGGGAACCAGAGAGGAGGGAACCAGAGAGGAGGGCACCAGAGAGGAGGGAACCAGAGGGGAGGGAACCAGAGAGGAGGGAACCAGAGAGGAGGGAACCAGAGAGGAGGGAACCAGAGAGGAGGGAACCAGGGAGGAGGGAACCAGAGAGGAGGGAACCAGAGAGGAGGGAACCGGAGAGGAGAGAACCAGAGAGGAGGGAACCAGAGAGGAGGGGCACCAGAGAGGAGGGAACCAGGGAGGAGGGAACCAGAGAGGAGAGAACCAGAGAGGAGGGAACCAGAGAGGAGGGGCACCAGAGAGGAGGGAACCAGAGAGGAGGGAACCAGAAAGGAGGGAACCAGAGAGGAGGGAACCAGAGAGGAGGGCACCAGAGAGGAGGGCACCAGAGAGGAGGGCACCAGAGAGGAGGGAACCAGAGAGGAGGGCACCAGAGAGGAGGGAACCAGAGAGGAGGGCACCAGAGAGGAGGGCACCAGAGAGGAGGGAACCAGAGAGGAGGGCACCAGAGAGGAGGGAACCAGAGAGGAGGGCACCAGAGAGGAGGGAACCAGAGAGGAGGGAACCAGAGAGGAGGGCACCAGAGAGGAGGGAACCAGAGAGGAGGGAACCAGAGAGGAGGGCACCAGAGAGGAGGGCACCAGAGAGGAGGGAACCAGAGAGGAGGGCACCAGAGAGGAGGGAACCAGAGAGGAGGGAACCAGAGGGGAGGGAACCAGAGAGGAGGGAACCAGAGAGGAGGGAACCAGAGAGGAGGGAACCAGAGAGGAGGGAACCAGAGAGGAGGGAACCAGAGAGGAGGGAAUCAGAGAGGAGGGCACCAGAGAGGAGGGAACCAGAGAGGAGGGAACCAGAGAGGAGGGAACCAGAGAGGAGGGAAUCAGAGAGGAGGGAACCAGAGAGGAGGGAACCAGAGAGGAGGGAAUCAGAGAGGAGGGAAAAAGAUCGGGGUGGCACUAGAACGCGAGGAAGAUAG